Cloeon dipterum is the source of this 1739-nucleotide messenger RNA. RefSeq names its product D-3-phosphoglycerate dehydrogenase. The coding region runs from base 47 to 1573 and encodes 508 amino acids. Gene Ontology annotation, molecular function: NAD binding; phosphoglycerate dehydrogenase activity. The record is from RefSeq and is a predicted model, not a curated record. NCBI's taxonomy places the organism in Eukaryota, Metazoa, Arthropoda, Insecta, Ephemeroptera, Baetidae. The transcript is spliced from 7 exons.
CGCCUGUGGACACUCGAUUCCAGCAGUUGGUUGGUGGACGUGAGACAUGAAGCUGGACAGUGUGCUCAUCAGCGACGCCGUCGACCCGGCGUGCGUCCAGCUGCUCAGGGAGAAUGGCAUCCAGGUCACGCACAAAACCAAAAUGCCCCUCCAGGAAUUGCUCGAGGAAAUUAAGAAACACGAUGGGCUGAUCGUGCGCUCGGACACCAAAGUGAACCGCCAGGUGCUGGACAAUGCCCCCAAACUCAAGGUCAUCGGGAGGGCGGGCACCGGAGUGGACAAUAUCGACCUGGAUGCUGCCACCGAGAAGGGAGUCGUCGUAAUGAACACGCCAGGCGGAAAUUCGAUCAGCGCUUGUGAGUUGACCUGCGCUUUGAUAUCGAGCCUUGCAAGGCACGUCUCUCCGGCGAGUUCGGCGCUGAAAAACGGAGCCUGGGAGAGGAAAAGCUAUACCGGCACCGAGCUUUAUGGAAAAACGCUGGCCGUGCUUGGCCUCGGCCGCAUCGGACGAGAGGUGGCAACUAGAAUGCAGGCGUUUGGAAUGAAGACGAUCGGCUUCGACCCUAUCAUCAGCUCGCAGGCCGCCAGGGAGUUCAACGUGGAGAAAAUGGAGCUGGAGCAAAUUUGGCCGCUCGCUGACUACAUCACGGUGCACACGCCGCUCAUUCCGCAGACGAGAAACCUGAUCAACUUUGACGUUUUGAACAAAUGCAAAAAGGGUAUUUACAUCGUGAACGUGGCGCGCGGAGGAAUCGUGGACGAGGAGGGUCUCUUGAAGUCUCUUGAAUCCGGCCAGUGUGGGGGAGCGGCUCUGGACGUGUUCACGGAGGAACCGCCGAAGUCUGAAGGACUCCUUCGACUGCUCGCCCAUCCCAAGGUUCUGGCCACCCCUCAUCUGGGGGCCAGCACCACAGAGGCCCAGCAGAGGGUGGCUGUCGAGAUCGCCGAGCAGUUCGUCGCGCUAACUAAGGGUGCGAGUCUGUUCGGCGUGGUCAACUGCCCAGCCCUGGCCACCGCAGUGCAAGUGAACAACAAGCCAUGGAUCGACCUGGCGCAGGCCCUGGGUUCCUUCGGGCCCUCGUCCAACUGCACCGUUACCGUGCAGACCCUGGGCCAGGGCAUGGAGCGGCUCACCUCUCACCUUUGCCCUGCCGUGCUGAUUGGCCUGCUGGCCAAGAAGGGCACCAACCUGGUCAACGCCCCCGCGCUGGCCACGGCGGCCAAGGUGCAGAUCAGGUCGGAGCACCUGCCAGGUGGCAAGGAGCAGGCCCUGGUGGUGAGCUUCAGCGACGGCAGACGCGUCCAGGGCAGCGUCGUCGAGGGCGUGCCGUGCAUCCAGGCCGUCGACGACGCCUGCUUCGGCCCCAAGGGCGUCGAGCUGAGCGGCAACCUGCUCAUGAUGGAGGGCGCCAACGACCUGGCCAAGUUUGUGCAGGCCGUCAUCAACAAUGGCGCCAAGAUCCUCAGACUGACCGCCGCGCAGGGCGGCGCCGGCUGCGUCGCCGUCCACACUGAAGGCCUCAUGGACGGCAGCAUCAGCGGCGGAAAACUCCUUGGACAGUUCCAGCUCUGAUUGAAUUGAAAUUUGGCCAUUUUCGCAGCUUACAGAUGGCACCACCGUAUAUUUCCACUCAUUUUUCAAAUUUAAUUCAGCUGCUUGUGCAUUUUAGCUAUGUAAAGAUUCUAUUUUAAGCCAAAUUUAGUAUGAUAAUUAAAAAAUAAAUUCGGAAUUAAUUAAU